Messenger RNA from Saccostrea cuccullata (small rock oyster), 921 nucleotides. Its product is annotated as ribonucleoside-diphosphate reductase large subunit-like. Gene Ontology annotation, cellular component: ribonucleoside-diphosphate reductase complex. The record is from RefSeq and is a predicted model, not a curated record. The annotation marks the transcript as partial. Gene Ontology annotation, biological process: DNA replication; deoxyribonucleotide biosynthetic process. NCBI's taxonomy places the organism in Eukaryota, Metazoa, Mollusca, Bivalvia, Ostreida, Ostreidae. Gene Ontology annotation, molecular function: ATP binding; ribonucleoside-diphosphate reductase activity, thioredoxin disulfide as acceptor. The transcript has 6 exons.
AUCAAAGCGGAAAAGAAAAGUUCGCGCCAAAUCACGUGACAAGAUACGCGGGAGAUUGAACUUCAGAGAAGAAAGACGGACAUUGUUUACUCGCUGCACAGGAAUCAAGAGAGAUCUGUAAAGAUGUACGUCCUGAAAAGAGAUGGGAGACAGGAGAAGGUCAUGUUUGACAAGAUCACCUCCAGGAUACAGAAGUUGUGUUAUGGCCUCCAUCCAGACUUUGUGGACCCUGCGGUGAUCACACUGAAGGUGAUCAAUGGUCUGUAUCCCGGGGUCACCACCGUGGAACUGGACAAUCUCGCCGCUGAGACAGCCGCCACGAUGACCACCAAACAUCCAGAUUAUGCAAUCCUCGCCGCCAGAAUCGCGGUGUCCAACCUCCACAAAGAAACGAAGAAAGUCUUCAGUGAUGUCAUGGAUGAUCUGUACAAGUGGAUCAACCCUAAAACAAACCAACAUUCUCCAAUGAUAUCCGAGGCCAUCCACAAAAUCAUUAUGGACAAUGCUGACCGUUUGAACUCAGCAUUGAUCUACGAUCGGGACUUCAACUACCAGUACUUCGGAUUUAAAACUUUAGAGAGAUCAUAUCUGCUUAGGAUAAAUGGGAAAGUGGCAGAAAGACCCCAGCAUAUGUUGAUGAGGGUUGCCGUGGGAAUUCACCAUGAGGAUAUAGAUAGUGCUAUUGAGAGGACAAUUACCAACAGAUUCAUUCAAUGCAAACCAACAGAUACUGUAGGGGAUAUUGUGGCACAAUGCGCUGGGUCCUCAGAAUCGGAGGUCGAGGUGGUAGCGUUUUAUGGGAGUCCGAAUUGCCUCCAAGUACCCCAGCAGUUGACAUCUAUAUUCAAGUUGAUGGUGCUUGAUAGUGCUAUGCCAGCUGAAGUUAUUUAUGACAUGAACUUUCGUUAUGUGUAUGUUCAU